This is a messenger RNA of Acanthopagrus latus (yellowfin seabream), 5548 nucleotides long. Its product is annotated as leucine-rich repeat transmembrane neuronal protein 4. NCBI's taxonomy places the organism in Eukaryota, Metazoa, Chordata, Actinopteri, Spariformes, Sparidae. Bases 1005 to 2894 code for a protein of 629 amino acids. Gene Ontology annotation, molecular function: protein binding. The transcript is spliced from 3 exons. The record is from RefSeq and is a predicted model, not a curated record.
CUUUUUUUUUCUUUUUUUUUUUUUUCGGACGAGCUCGCGGGUCGCACUCUCGCCAGAAGAGGGCAUUCCGAUUCUGCCUGACAAAGUUGCCCCGACAUGCAGACGUGAUUAGCGACAGCGUCAUGCUGUAUUUCAAACCGAGCCACGGCGAGGAGGAAAAGGAACAUUUGGACAACGAGGGCGAAAAACAAAUCGGGGAGAUAUUUGGAUAUUCGGCUGCUCCGCGAAGACGCGUCGCCGGCGUUUCUCGCGGACUUGUGGAUAAACGAGCGUUACUUUUUCCCCCCCUCUCUCUCUCUCUCUCUCUGUGCGCCAUGCGCGGAUCUGACUGAGCAUCCUCGAGAAAACAAGAGACGCCGGGGUUGCACUUGGGAGAAAAAAAAAAUUGGAAUCUAAAAAUUGCAUCCUGUGCUUUUCUCUUCGGUUGUGGUGUUCUGUGCAUCAUGCCGACGCGUUCGUGAAGUUUCGUGACCGGAUUUUUUCGCGGAAAUCUCCAUAUGCGCAUGUGAGACUGACAUGAAUUACUUGGACGUGGCUUCGUUACCGUCUGCGCCUACUGCGGUACUCUUUUUGGCUGUAACUUGACGAAAAAAGAGAGCGAGCGAGAGAGAGAACGAUCCUUUUUUUCUUCUUCUUCUUACCAUCCCCUGCGAAGACAUGGAUAGGUUGUUCUGAGCGGAUUCUUCUCUUUGUGUUUGUGUGUGUCACCUUUUUUUUUUUUUUUUUUUUGUUUCCAAGAAAAAAAAAUAAAAUCUGGAGUUGGAGGUAAAUGACAUUCGCCCCUGGUUCAGCUGGACGGUUAUAGAUGCAGAAGUAAACCGGAUAGCUCAUCCAGGUCCGGGAGAGUAAAAGGGCAGGUGCGCUUUGGAGUCGGCGGCUGCGCGGAGAGACCGGGCUAGUGGAUUAGGACGGUACCUGUCUGUGGAGAGCGCGUCAUGCGGACUCGGACGUCGCGCACAAGAAGCCAUUAAAACCUGUGGGCUGGAGCUGACAGAUAAGCGGAUAUGGGCUCUGCUCUGCGGCGUCGCUGGCUAGUGGUCCAACUCCUGAUGCAGGUGUGGUUGGCGGCAAAUCCAUCUUUGAGUGAGCGCCCAUGCCCCAAGAGCUGUCGCUGUGAUGGAAAAAUUGUCUACUGUGAGUCAAGCGCCUUUCGCGAUGUCCCCAAGAACCUCUCAGGAGGCUGUGAAGGCCUGUCUUUGCGGUACAACAGCCUCGCGAGUCUUCGUGCAGGCCAGUUUGUAGGCCUCAACCACCUCAUUUGGCUCUACUUGGACCACAAUUACAUUGCCUCUGUGGAUGCAAUGGCCUUCCAGGGGGUACGCAGGCUCAAAGAGCUGAUCCUGAGUUCCAACAAGAUUACGUCGCUCCACAACACCACAUUCCACCCUGUCCCUAAUUUGCGCAAUCUGGACCUGUCGUACAACAAACUGCAAGCCUUGCAGCCGGGGCAGUUCCAGGGCCUACGGAAGCUUCUCAGCCUCCACAUACGCUCAAACUCUCUAAAAAUUGUCCCAAUGCGCCUGUUCCAAGAUUGCAGAAAUCUUGAAUUCCUGGAUCUGGGUUAUAACCGUCUGCGCAGUAUCACUCGGAAUGCAUUUUCAGGCCUAGUGAAGCUCACUGAGCUGCAUCUGGAGCAUAACCAGUUCUCAAAAAUCAAUUUCUCUCACUUUCCUCGUCUCUACAAUCUGCGGGCACUCUACCUGCAGUGGAAUCGCAUUCGUUCAAUGAACCAGGGCCUGACCUGGACUUGGGCCUCCAUUCAGAAACUGGAUCUGUCUGGGAAUGAUCUGAUGGAAGUGGAUGCUGUAGUUUACCAGUGCUUACCCAAUCUUCAGACCCUCAAUCUGGACUCCAACAAGUUGACCAAUGUCUCCCAGGAAGUUGUUGAUGCCUGGAUCUCCUUGACGACGAUUAGCUUAGCUGGAAAUGUAUGGGACUGUGGCCCUGCCAUCUGUCCUCUGGUGGGCUGGCUGAGAAAUUUCAGAGGGGCAAAGGAGACCACCAUGAUCUGCGCCUCCCCCAAGAAAGCCCAGGGGGAGAAAGUGAUGGAUGCAGUUGAAGCUUUUGGUGUUUGCCAAUCAAACCCAUCCACGACUCUCACUGUGAGUAUCCCUCCGACCCCGUCCAGUGUCCCUGUGCAGACUGACCGUCGCCCAGCCAUUCUGGCUUCACCUACUGGUUCUGGGAAGAGAGGAGAAGGAUCUAUUAGAGGCCCCACAUUGUCAGUCGUUACACCACCCGUGGCACUUCCUCCAGAGCAAGACUUGGAGCCGGUGUCCUUCCAUAAGAUUGUGGCUGGAAGUGUUGCCCUUUUUCUAUCCGUUGCGAUGAUCCUGUUGGUAAUCUACGUGUCUUGGAAGCGCUAUCCUAGCAGCGUGAAGCAGCUGCAGGAGCACUCGGCUGCAGCCCGCAAGCGUCGCAAGAAAGCUAGAGAGACGGAGCGCACCCUGAGCUCUCCGCUGCAGGAGUACUAUGUGGACUACAAGCCCACCAAUUCUGAGGCCAUGGAUGUGCUUGUCAAUGGGACCGGACCCUGCACCUAUACGAUCUCAGGCUCCCGAGAAUGCGAGGUCCCCCACCAGUUGGGUGCGCUGACCUUCUACCGCUAUGAACAGCCCAUCGUAGACUACUGCCAGGCCCAUCAGCCCCUGCGGCUCAACAUGGGUUACGAGGGACCCCCACAGGGCCUGGAGGGGCUGGAGGACCUGGGGCCAUGUGAUAGGGGCACUAUACAGACAGUGGCGCUGCCUGCCGUGCCCUCAGCUGCCACAAUGGGUGCCCCUGUGCCAGGGCCUCGCUCUCCUCCGCCACCCCUCAGACCACAGAGCGAAGGUCCCGUCAGCGUUCCCUAUCCCACCGUCGAGCGCACCGGCACACUCAAAUUUGGACGCUAGUGGGACGAGCCAGAUCGUCAGAAGCAGAGCAAAGGCCUCCGAUUCACCGUGACUUUGAAAUGAAGGGGCAGGCGAGCUGGUUGUUCAGUGGGGCCUAUGUUUUCAGAACAUGAGUAUGUGAACUCGAGGACUAAAAUUUUUCUAAUUCUGCCCGGAGGGAUUUGACAUCUGAAACACACAGACACACCAAUUUACAGCAGAGCGGGAGACAUCUUUUGCAGAUCAUUUUCGACUUCUUUUUUCCAAAGCGCUCCGCAGAAAUCUCCGUACCGCUCAAUCGUGGGAGGGGAAUCCAGCAUACGACAAAAAAAAAGCAUCACCUUGUUUUUUUUUCCAAAAUCUCAUGAUAACACGAUGGGGCACCUGUUCGAAGCAUAACAGCAGUCCACUUGAGUCAGGAGUGAAAAGGGAAAGUGCAAUAAACACCAGUUCUGGAUCACACAGAGUGAGAGCAGACAAGGAUAGGUGGAGCUGGACAUCAUGUGAAGAACAAGGGGCUUCAUACUGUGAUUAUUAUUGAAAUAUCUAGUCCGUAGUAGUUAACAAAAGCAAAAGCAUAUCAUUGGUUCACGAACAGGAGUCGUUUUCUCAAGACAAGUAACCAUACUGAAUUUUCUCUUCUCUUCUUUUUACUUUUCCUUUCUUUAGACGUGGGAUCUCUGGCUGGAUUCCAUCGAUGUGCAUGUCAAACCAAAGAGUUACCUUGUUUUUUGUUUUGUUUUUUUCUCUCUUUUAAUGCACACGAGCUGCUUUAGCAUGAGGGGCAUUCUUAAAAUGCCAGUUGGUCUGCUAAACUAGCCCCUGCUGACUCACAUUCACAAUUACAAACCAAAUCCCCUGGCAGUUUCAGAUGAACCCGGGCCCGUCUUCAACAAAUUAAUCACGCUAUCAGUGCAGAAGUGAACCCUGAAAUUUGAAAGAUAUUCAUCAGAAUUUUGUAUUUUACCUACCGACGCCAAUUCAGCAUUACCUAACAGAAUCACUUUCGGGGAGAUAUUAUGGGACGUUCCAUAGAUGUCUUCUUACCGGGGCCCAUUUCACAGCAGAGUGGCAGGUCUUUGUAUAUGAUCAUAUCCCAGCUGAAUGAUUCACUAUGCUUUAAAGAGGUAAUCAUGGGGAUUUUAUUUUUAUGAUUUUUUUUUUUUUUCUUUGGUGGUUAAAAUAAAUACAUUUGAAUGCAAAGUAUUGUACAUAUUCUUAAAAAAGGUCCGCGUUACUGAAGGUCGAACCACUCUCACUGCCCCCGGACAGUCAUUCGAGACAAUGUUGAGUCAAUGUUUGACUUUCAUCACACUGGACAAUUUGGAGAGCACCGUCCUGCUGGGUUGGCAAAGCCCCGGCCACGUGCUCCCCCCCCCCACCUCAGAGAACAACAGUGCCGAGUGGGGGCAUGUUGAACCAGCACGUUGACUUCUCUUUGACCUGCGUAUGAACCCAUGGGCUGUACUGGGAAAUAUUGCCUGACAUCUCCUUUUUUUUUUUUUUUUUACGGAAAGCGCCCAUCCAGUGCGGGACUUUAUUGCGCUCGGUAACCCUUUGGCCACCGUGUCAAACACUGCUUCUCACUGACUUACCGAGCUGAUGAGGACUUCAGAUACGGCUGUGAUGGCCUUUCAAAUAUCAUCUCCGGCUGAAUCCAAGCAGUGCACCGGGGUUGUUUUUUUUUUAACAUGUCAGUGGUCAUACUCACAGGAGUUGCAGACAUUGUACUUGGUCCUCCCACAGAGCAACUGAUCGAUUAAGAGAUGAAACUGCGAGGGGCCAAAAUGUCCCACGAAUGUGGGUAUAUCCUCAAGAUAAGGGAAACAAUAAGGAUUCUUUUAUUCUGUUUUGUUUGAUUCCUUUGUCGUUAUGGCUCGGAGGAUAUAAGAGACGAUUUUUUUUGAGGUGUUCAAAGAUGAUGUCAAGAAAUUCUAUAAGACUAAUCAAAGGACAAAAAAUCGAAUAGAACUUAUUUAUCGUGUAAAUAGUGAAUCUUUAAAGAUGAAGAAAAAAAAAAGCGUAUGAACUUGACUUCUUCUGACACACAAACUGCUUGUGAACAGAAGAGGAGCCUUAUUCACUUUCCAGUGGGAAUCUGUUACCAAGAUGACUCGGUGAAGAGGUUCCUACUGAAACUGCUCCUGUUGUUUCAAUGAUAAAUAUUUUUCUAUUUGCUCCCGUCACUACUCCACCAUUAAACACCAAUUACGUUUCUGAGGUUCUUUCUCAAAUCCAAUCAUUUUACGCGAAGAAGGGAAGAUUGGGAGCCCCAACCCCCACCCCCCCCGUUGCUGUGAUGCACUCCGAGCGUCCGAAAAAAAACCUCAUAGAGAUCCAUGUGUUCUGUUCUGACUUCAGACAUGUUUCAUCUUUGCAGGAGGUGACCGUGCAACGUGUUGUUUAGUCACAUCUCAAUCCGCUCCUCUUGUUUGAGAAUUCCGACACUAUCUGCCAUUUCAAGGUCUACUCGGGGAGAAGAAGUGUGCUAUUUCUUUACACCAAGAGUUUAACUUGUGAAGGGAUGUUCUUUUUUCUUUUUUCUUUUUCUUUUCGAUGUGCCAUUAUUUUGUUAAAUGUUUUACCAAAAACCAGCCCCAAAACAACAAGUGACCCAAGAGUCGUUUUCAUGGUUUCAUGACUAAGAAGGGUUCAAGUCCCCUUCGUGUACAGGA